GCAGAUACUCCUGAGGGUGGAUUUAUGGAUCAUCCACACAAAGGUUUUGAGACUGUCACUUGCGUGCUGCAGGGCGCCAUAGCAUAUGAGGAUUUUACCGGUAAUAAGGGUAUACUAGGUAUCGGUGAUGUUCAGUGGAUGACGGCUGGUAGAGGUAUAAUUCACACUGAAAUGGCCGGAGGAGAUGGAACCAAUACAGCAGUGCAAGUCUGGAUCAAUUUAUCGUCCCAACAAAAAAUGAUUGAACCAAGGUGUAAUGAUGUUCGAAGCAAGGACAUACCAGCAGUGAAGCAAGAUGGGGUAGAAGCUAGGAUUUUGGCUGGAGAAGCUUUUGGAGUAAAUUCACCAAUUUACAACAACACUCAAAUCAUGUUCCUUGAUUUCACUCUCAUGCCAAGAGCUCAAUUGCAUCAACACAUUCCAGAGUCAUGGAAUUCCUUUGUUUAUGUUAUAGAAGGAGAAGGGACUUUUGGCUCUCUAAGUUCACCUCCAAUAAAGAGUCACACUUUAUUGGUUUUGGGUCAUGGAGAUGGCCUAUGUGUUUGGAAUAAUACUCCAAAGCCCUUGAGAUUUUUGCUGAUGGCAGGAAAGCCACUCAGUGAACCAGUGGUUCAUUGUGGACCUUUCGUGAUGAAUACCCAAUCUGAGAUCGAUAACACUCUUCAAGACUAUCGCCAAUUCAAGAACGGGUUUGAGAUGGGCAAACAUUGGAGAUGUUAG
Messenger RNA from Abrus precatorius (Indian licorice), 720 nucleotides. RefSeq names its product pirin-like protein. The record is from RefSeq and is a predicted model, not a curated record. Bases 25 to 720 code for a protein of 231 amino acids. Lineage: Eukaryota; Viridiplantae; Streptophyta; Magnoliopsida; Fabales; Fabaceae. The transcript is spliced from 5 exons.